Molecule: messenger RNA, 762 nt
Organism: Melanotaenia boesemani (Boeseman's rainbowfish)
Lineage: Eukaryota; Metazoa; Chordata; Actinopteri; Atheriniformes; Melanotaeniidae
Gene: cnep1r1
Product: CTD nuclear envelope phosphatase 1 regulatory subunit 1
Exons: 6
Coding region: 57-440 (127 amino acids)
Cellular component (GO): cytoplasm; Nem1-Spo7 phosphatase complex
Source: RefSeq, a predicted model, not a curated record
CAGCUGAGUGGAAACAGAGGCACGGCCAACAGCAGACUGCUGUAGUCGGCUCAGAAAUGAACUCCUUGGAGCAGGCCGAAGACCUGAAGGCCUUUGAGAGAAGACUGACAGAGUAUGUCUCAUGUUUACAACCUGCAACAGGCAGGUGGAGAAUGAUUCUGAUCGUGGUAUCUGUAUGUACGGCCACUGGGGCUUGGAACUGGUUAAUAGACCCUGACACACAGAAGGUACAGGUCCCUUUCUUAUCAUCGCUUUGGAAUCAUCCCUUCUUCACCAUCAGCUGCAUCACUCUAAUAGCUCUGUUUUUUGCUGGCAUACACAAACGAGUUGUGGCACCAUCAAUAAUCGCUGCUCGCUGCCGCACAGUUUUAGCAGAAUACAACAUGUCUUGUGAUGAUACGGGAAAGCUCAUUCUCAAACCACGACCAAACAUCCAGUAACUGCAGUCUUGUACACUGUCUUCGUAGUCAGUAACCACUCAGUGUCUCGAGUCCUUUCGAUGGCCGGAGCAGCACCGAGGUGGAUUUCAACAGGAAGAUGUGAAAUGCAUUUGGAACAAAGAAAAUGAACUGAUGGAGCUUUUUUAAAAGUGUUGCUGUGUUGACAUCAACAAAGCUGCUGAUCUGCUCAGAUUACCUUUGAUGUAUUUUACACAGUCAGUGGGUGCAGGUGUGAUUAUUUCUGUUUCUGAUGUUAAGCAUGUAUUUUAUCUAAAUCUUUCUAUUUUUAAAGUUAUUUACCCAAUAAAUACACUUUGUGUGA